Messenger RNA from Actinia tenebrosa (Australian red waratah sea anemone), 813 nucleotides. Its product is annotated as PITH domain-containing protein 1-like. The record is from RefSeq and is a predicted model, not a curated record. Gene Ontology annotation, cellular component: nucleus. Lineage: Eukaryota; Metazoa; Cnidaria; Anthozoa; Actiniaria; Actiniidae.
CAUCCAAGAUGGCCGGUUGUGGAGGCGAUCAUCAUCAUCAUCAUCACGAUCAUGACCACGUACACGACGAUCCGUCAGAAAGAGGAAGUCAAUACAGCUUGUACCAGAAGAUUGACAUGUUCAGGCUGCAGUGUCUCAACGAAGCAGAGGAAGAGUCGGGAAAAAAUGUCUUUAAACCUUGGGACAAACGACUUGAUUUGACGAAAUUUGUUGAAAGUGACGUUGAUGAAGAACUCCUGUUUAACAUCCCAUUUACGGGUCAAAUAAAGCUAAAAGCAUUUGUGGUUAUAGGUGGGACAGACGGAGAUCAUCCCUCUGAAGUAAGACUUUUCAAAAAUCGUCCUUUUAUGACGUUUGACGAUGCAAAGGCUGAGGCUGAUCAAACUUUUGAACUGCACAAAGACCAUGAUGGUAGUCUUGAGUAUUCCACCAAAAUAGCUCGUUUUUCAAGUGUAAAUCACUUGUCCAUGUACUUUCCUAAGAACUUUGGAGCUGAGACAUCAAAGAUUUACUUCAUCGGUCUAAAGGGAGAUUUUCAAGAGGCCUACAGACAUGAAGUGACAGUUUGCACAUAUGAAGCAAGGGCAAACCCAGCUGAUCACAAGACUAAUGCCAUGGACUCUGUUAACCAUAUGAUACAAUAGUUUGAUUAGAACUUGUUGAAAUCAUGCUAAUAACUUGCUUCUCUGCUCGCAUUAUUACAGCCUACUGCCCAGUUUAUCAUGACCGAAGGAAGUAGUUUGAAAGGGAAUUGAUAAGUUAAGCUUAUUCCAUUGUCAAAAAUUCGUGAAUUAAAAAAAAAGUACAAAAGUU